This is a messenger RNA of Chanos chanos (milkfish), 2938 nucleotides long. It is a transcript of the gene tbx3a, whose product is annotated as T-box transcription factor 3a. Gene Ontology annotation, cellular component: nucleus; chromatin. The transcript is spliced from 7 exons. Gene Ontology annotation, biological process: cell fate specification; positive regulation of DNA-templated transcription; regulation of transcription by RNA polymerase II. Lineage: Eukaryota; Metazoa; Chordata; Actinopteri; Gonorynchiformes; Chanidae. The record is from RefSeq and is a predicted model, not a curated record. Bases 577 to 2760 code for a protein of 727 amino acids. Gene Ontology annotation, molecular function: RNA polymerase II cis-regulatory region sequence-specific DNA binding; DNA-binding transcription factor activity, RNA polymerase II-specific.
UCUCCGCAUACUUUAUUGAAAUGUGUGUGCGCGUGAAAGGCGGAGAGAAAAAGUGUGUAUGUGCGUGUGAGGGUGUAUGCCUCGAACAAGUAAAGACAGGGGAAUUAUUCUGAGCUACUGAGAUAUUUCAACACAUCGCUUUUGUACGAAGACCGAAGGCUAUCCGAGUGAACACGUUUUGGGAGGAAUAAACACAGGAACAUCCACGGAGUUUAGCAGCAGAUUAAAAAAAAUAAAUAGAAACAACACCUUGGCUAAAAGGCUUUGAAUUAAUACAGAAGCGGACUCAAAAAAAAACAUAAUAACAUCCGUCAAAUUCUUAGGAACAAUUGUAACUGAGCAGCUGCAGAUAUUAAUGGAUUGUUUUUUCUUACUUUCUGUUGUAAGCACUCUGUUGGAAUAAUUGACAAAAAUCAAGAGAGAACGCUCGAAUAAAUCGUCCGAUGCUUACAUCUGCGUUGGAUAAAUUGCUUUUUUGCUGGAACUCUUAAAUUGACGACACGUCUGACAAAUACUAAUUCCUAUUAGUAAUAGUAUUCCUAUUUAGGGCUCAGCACAUCUGGAAUCUGGACUUGAAUGAGCUUCCUGAUGAGAGAUCCAGUUAUACCAGGGGCAAGUAUGGCAUACCAUCCGUUUUUACCUCACCGGGGUCCGGAGUUUGCCAUGAGUGCAAUGCUGGGUCACCAGCCACCCUUUUUCCCGGCCCUCGCGCUACCUCCAAACGGCUCGCUCUCCCUGCCGGGUGCACUUGGAAAGCCCAUAAUGGACCAACUGAUUGGCGCCGCGGAGACCGGCCUGCCCUUCUCAUCGCUGGGACAUCAGGCUGCUGCAGCCCAUCUUAGGCCUCUGAAGACGCUUGAGCCCGAGGAAGAGGUUGAAGACGAUCCAAAAGUUCACCUCGAAGCGAAAGAACUUUGGGAGCUCUUCCACAAGCGAGGCACAGAAAUGGUUAUCACGAAAUCAGGAAGACGUAUGUUCCCUCCGUUCAAAGUAAGAUGCACUGGCUUGGACAAGAAAGCCAAAUACAUACUAUUGAUGGAUAUUGUUGCAGCCGACGACUGUAGAUAUAAAUUUCACAAUUCACGCUGGAUGGUGGCAGGCAAGGCUGACCCUGAAAUGCCAAAACGGAUGUACAUUCACCCCGACAGUCCGGCCACUGGCGAACAGUGGAUGUCUAAAGUCGUCAACUUUCACAAACUUAAAUUGACAAAUAACAUCUCUGACAAACACGGAUUUGUAAGUGGCAUCUCUUCUUCUUCUUCUUCUUCUUCUUCCUCAUAUGAUUUCUUAUUUCAGACUAUUCUGAACUCUAUGCACAAAUAUCAGCCAAGAUUUCACAUCGUGAGAGCCAACGACAUUCUGAAACUACCUUACAGCACAUUUAGAACCUAUGUAUUCCCCGAAACAGAUUUUAUUGCAGUUACUGCAUACCAGAACGACAAGAUAACACAGCUGAAAAUUGAUCAUAAUCCUUUUGCAAAAGGAUUUCGAGAUACAGGAAAUGGAAGACGGGAAAAGAGGAAACAGUUGGCCUUGCAAUCCAUACGAUCAUACGAGGACCAACAGAAAAAAGAGAACGGGACGUCAGAUGACUCCUCUGGCGAACAGUCUUCUUUCAAAUGUUUUCGUCAAGCCUUAUCUCCUGCCGUGUCUACGGUGGGGCCGCCGAACUUGAAAGACUUCUGUGACACUGAUGAGGAUAGUGACGAUGACACCAAAGAUGGGAACUUGAAAGAGGGGCCCGAUUCAAAUAAAAUUUCUACCACCACAGAGGAUACUAAAGACCACGAGGCGAGCCCAAGCAAAUGUCAUCUCUUUUCGGACAGCGAUCAAGCCGUUCGAACGCGAGAGAAUGCCGGGAGGACUGAAAAAAGCCAACCAGACUCGCGGCAGAGCCCGAUUACCGUCAUCUCCAGUACCACGCGGUCUGGAGAAGACCUCAAGAGUCCAAGCCGAGAACAGAGUAAAACUGACGAGUGUCGGUCGAUAAGCAAAGACAACUAUCUGCCUUUGACCGUACAGACAGACAGCAGUGCGCACCAGAGUCACUUACACAGUUUUGGAUUUCCACCGGGCCUGGCAGGACAACAGUUUUUCAGUCACUUGGGUGGCGCCCAUCCCUUUCUUUUACAUCCAAGCCAGUUUAAUAUGGGAGGUGCGUUCUCAAAUAUGGCCGCGGGGAUGGGCCCCUUAUUGGCAGCUGUAUCCUCCGGAGGGGUUAGCACCAUGGACACGGCCAGUAUGGCGUCACCUUCGCAGAGCCUGACAGGAGCCCCGGGACUACCUUUUCAUCUGCAGCAACAUGUCUUGGCAUCACAGGGCUUGGCCAUGUCCCCGUUUGGAAGCCUGUUCCCCUAUCCAUACACGUACAUGGCAGCGGCUGCAGCUGCCUCGUCCGCAGCCUCCUCUUCAGCCCAUCGGCACCCGUUUUUUAACGCAGUGCGCCCUCGGUUUAGAUACAGUCCCUACUCUAUACCAAUGAGUGUACCAGACAGCACUUUGCUCACUACAGCAGUCCCCUCAGUGGUUAGCAACGCCAUCGACCUAAAAGGAGACGGUAUGGUCACGAGUCCUGUGUCGGCCUCUCUUGACUCAACCUCUGAAGUUACUAGUCGUUCCUCAACAAUAUCGUCCGGUUCUGUUUCUCUGUCACCCAAAACUUGCUCUGAAAAAGAUUCAAGCAAUGAAUUACAAAGCAUUCAGCGCUUGGUCAGUGGACUUGAAUCCAAACAAGACAGGCCAAGAAGCGUGUCUCCCUAGGUCGCCAUACCCCAGGUAGCCGCUGUUGGAGAGAAAGACCACGAUGCGAAUGUUUAAAACAUUGAUACGGAUUGUGUACGACUACGCCCUUUUAAUGAAUGCGGGUUUACAAUGAGGACCUAUAUGGGAAGAGGUUUGCACUUUGGUAAUACAUACAAACUAAACAUCCGAAAACUAU